Molecule: messenger RNA, 1470 nt
Organism: Gaeumannomyces tritici R3-111a-1
Lineage: Eukaryota; Fungi; Ascomycota; Sordariomycetes; Magnaporthales; Magnaporthaceae
Exons: 2
Coding region: 166-810 (214 amino acids)
Biological process (GO): N-acetylglucosamine metabolic process
Cellular component (GO): cytoplasm
Source: RefSeq, a predicted model, not a curated record
AGGUGCCCACCCAACUCCGACUGCCGGACUCGGACUGCUCUAUGCAACCCGACCAUUCGAGGUUGCCGCAAAUUUGACCGCCCUUCACCAACAAACCCUCGCGAAACUCAUGAUCCUUGCUAGAAACCACAUAGUUGCGCUGCUCCACUGCCUUGAACCGCAAGUAUGGGCGAUCCCGGCGUGGCAAUCCCCAUCGAAGACUCCCCCUUCCCCCUGACCGACAUCGACAAAUGGGUUCUGUCACAGACCGACGAGGAGUUCAAGUACCAUGAUUGGGACGAGCUGAGAGAAAUCAUUGACAACAAUAAGCUCGAGAUGCUCAAGCGCAAGCCAUCGGAUCUGCGCAGGUACAUGAAAUGGACGGCUGAAACCAAGGCCGAGUACGGCAGCAUGACAAAGUACAUCAUGGUCCAUCGUUUGCCCAAAACUUGGGGAGAGCCUCCGUUCAAGCCAGUGUCCCCAGUCCCUUUUCAGAACUCCUCGGACUACCGGGUCUUGAUGAACGACUGGCCGUAUGGACUCGCCUCUGGAAUCACCCAUAUCGUCGUGUGGUCACGCACCGGCAUCCAAACAGACUCAGAGACUGGGGACAUGACGCUAGAGAGUAGGCGGAUAGUGGCAGACUUUGUCGAGAGGUUUUUCGUUGCCACACUGGGCUCUGGAGGCGAGAACCGCGUGAUGUGGUUCAAGAACUGGGUUGCUCUUCAAAGCGUGCGCUCGCUCGAGCACAUCCACGUCAUGGUCAAGGACGUUGAGCCGGCGGUGCUGACCAACUGGACCGAGGAGCUCGAGUGCCAUCGGGAGAAGUGAUGGGUGGACAAGCUUGGGUGGAGCUGGGACUGUGAAGAAGUCGGCGCGGCGAAGAGAGGAAGUAGCCAAGAAAGAAAGAAAAAGAGGAUAGGUGAUUUUUAUGCUGCCCGCCUUUGCUUGCGGUUCCCGGCAGGUUGCUGUUGUGCGCCUGCGGCACCCAAGCCCUGCAUUGCUGCCAUGUUCCGUGCAGCCCCGAACAAGCUAAAGCCUUUGUAGGCACCAAAGGCGGGGAUGAUCAGCCAGAAGAAAAAUAGCCUAUUUCCAAAGAGCGCCACCAAGACGAGCGUGGCCCAGGUGACCCAGACCACAUCGAACAUGUACUCGGUAAGUCCGGGAGAGGCGAGAUCCUCGCCGGCAGACUUGAGAGCACCGGAUGCCUCGAAUUUAGGCCGCCCAGCCCUCUCCAGGGUGAGCUGGCAUAAAAAGCUGGGAAUGGAGACAAGAAUGUAUGCCAAUAGCGACCGCGACCUGAAGAGGAAGUGGAGGGCGAGGAAGAGGCCAUUGACGACGGCAGAGCCGAUGUGGAGGUUGUUGAGAGCAGCCACGUUGGACCGAGCACGAUCCUUUUUUGCUUUCUGCGCCAUGGUUGUGGUGGGAGUCGGUUGUUGUCCUUGUGAUUGUUGUUCUUGUUGUUUGUUGUUAUUGUGGGAAUGGGAGUGG